AUGGACGUUGCGGGCGUGAGAAUUUCGCAUUCUGAAAUAAUUUUUACUGCCACGGAACCUGGAGAAACCUACCGUGCAACCCUCACCGUGCAAAACAUCAGCAGCGUCUCCAGAUACGUGUACAUUGUCCCAUUAAAGAAAAAGUUAUUUCGAAUAAAUGUGAAGAAUAAAGAUAAAAAAAUUGCUCCCGGAGUACAAAUUACAGCAAUUGUAGAGUAUUCUACAGAAACAGAAGAGAAUGCAACAGAUGUAUGCACUAUAAGUGUAGAUAAUGAUGUUAUAACAAUUCCACUACGUGCGUUUAGUUCUGCCUGUGAUCUUAGCAUUGAUCCAGAAGUUGAUUUUGGUACUGUGGUAGCCAAUGGUAAAGUUAUUUUCAAGGAGCUACGUGUUGCAAAUCAUGGAUCUCUCCCAGGUCUCUUUGCAAUUACAAGUACAAGAAAUCUAUCCUUAACUAUUAAGCCUAGGAAUGGAAUGGUUCCACCAAAAGCAGUGUUUUUGGUCAAAGUUGAAUUGUCAACUCAACAGCCAAUGGUUCUUGAUGAAAUGGUCACGGUGAAGUUUGAACGCGGUGAAGAAACGAUUCUGAAAAUUAAGGGAAACAUUGUUGAGCCAGUUUUGGAACUUCUUGAUCUUUCUGGCCAGAAGCUUGAAUGUAUUCAUUUUGGCAGUGCCUACUAUGGAACCUCAAAGCAGGAGCAAGUUAUUUUGUACAACAACAGCCCUGAAACUAUUGACUGGGUGACUGUGAUGGAAAAUGAUGCUGCUGGAUCUGAAGUGGUAGUAAAAAUUAUUAUUGCAGUAAUAUUAAAUUGUGUAAUAAGUAUUUGCCUUUUAGUCAAAUUAAAGUCAAAUCUGGGAUAUUUUUCAGAAAUACUCAUAUCUAUUUAUUUUAUGAUUCAUUUGAUAAAUGAUCAACAGCAAGUUGAGUUAGCACUUACUGGAACAGGGCUUCCUGUGAACUUAAACAUCAGUCCAGUGACAGAAUUUGAUUUCAAGGAAUGCCUUCUUGGUGAAAAAGUGAACGUUAAGAGUACUCUUCGAAAUGACUCACUUUUACUUCCACUCAUCUUCCAGUUUCGUAAGAUUGCCCAUUUUCGGGUCACUCCUGCAAAGGGAGACCUUAAGCCAGGACAGUCAAUGGAAGUUGUAAUCUGUUUUGCUGCACACCAGCUUGGUAACUUUAAAGUAAAUCAAGUGAUAGACUGUUUUGGAUUAGUGGCACUUCCAGACAAUCCAGUAGAAUUGAAGAUGGAAUCAUUUCAUCAGAUAAGGAUCAGUUUCACAGGUGUUUGUAAAUCUCCCACAAAGAAACUGGAAGAAAAGUGUAUUUCUGGCAUAACUUCUGCUGUUACCAAAGAAACUGGACUAUUGGCCCAGGAGAUAACCAAUGAAAUCAGCAAGAAUAGGGAUUUAUCUCCUGUUAUGCUACUUACUGGCUCCUCAAAAAUGAAACACUGCAUUUGGGUGGAUCCUGAAUACACUCAUAAUGAAGAGGAGGUAGCAGCGAUGAGAGCACGGAAGAAAUAUUAUGAACAGUACAUCCAAGGUCUAAGGUUACAUCGGCUCCUAAAGCAGGAUCGCAGAGAAUUUGAAGAGUUUAAUAAUGCAGUGGAUAUUGGUAUGAGACCAGCAGAAGGACUGUGUUCUCCAAAACUUUCAGUCAAAGACAUAAUUUAUGAGAAACCGGUGUCGGGUACAUGUUCUAUGGUACGACCUAGCCAAACACACAAGCACAAAGGGGUUGAUACACCAUCAAAACCAGGAUUGACAUGUAGUGGCGAAGUUGCUCAUUGUUCAAAGGCAAAAGAUGGUCUUAAUGCUGUCCCAUCUACACUUCAAGAAGAGAAGGAUUGCAGUUUGAUACUGACUCCUCAACAACUUCACCAAAUAUUCAUUGGCCCAACAAACAUUGACUUUGGAGAAGUGUGUGUACAUUCAACAUCAACCCAGAAUUUGAAUAUUGUGAACAACCUAACCACACACAUUUUAUUCGAAGUGGAUACAGAUUGUGCAGAGCUGCAAGAAUCUAGUCCAUUAUCUCAGGUGAUCCCGCCCAUGUCUACAGGUUAUCUACCACUGGUAUUUGAAAGUACAAAAAUUGGAGCUUUUCGGAAAUCAAUUACCUACACAAUAAAUAAUACCCAUUCUGGCUUUAUAUUAAUAAUGGCAAAUGUGGUUUGUGUUGCUCUGGAGCUGUCAACCAGAAAGUUGGUUCUGACCCCAAACUAUGGACUCCUGCAUGAAUCAGGUUUCAGGACAACAAUGCGACUCUAUAACAGGAGAAACUACCCUGUUCAAUUCAGCUGGUGUCCAGUAGUCGAAGAAAAAGGAAUGGCAUUCUUCAUCCGACCUGAUGAAGGCACUGUGGAUGCAUUUAGUGAUUUGGAAUGUGAAGUAGUCUGGCAUGCAUCGUUCUUCUCCCCUGAGGAAGGUGAAUUUGAUCUUAUUGUGCAUGAAGGGAACAAGGUCAGAUUGAAAUGUAUUGCUAAGCUUGGUCAUAUUAAUGUUCGCUUUGUUGAGAACCGUGUGCUUUUUAAUUCUGCCGCUUUGAACUUAAGUGCUAUGAAGACAGCCAUUCUCAAAAAUUAUGGACAAAACCAUGCAUACUUUAAGGUCGACAACGUGAAUCCUGUGCCUGGAAUGAGAGUCGUUCCUACUCAUGGCGUAAUACCCGUUGGAGGUUAUGUGUGUUUAAAAAUAUUCUUCCACCCAACUACAAUAUUCAAAUUUGAUACCAGACUGAGGGUAGACAUUCGCAAUUCAAAUGUGUUGAAACUACGGGUUGGAGGAUCAGUGGUACAACCAAAGGCUGAAAUCGAUCUGAAAUAUUUUGUGUUCCCUGGCAUCUACUGUGGUUCGACUUCAAUGAUUCCAUUCACUUUAUCGAACUUAACAGAAUCACCCAUCAAGCUUGAAUUUGAUUUUUCAAAAUACAAAGAUUUCUCACUGAAGUUUGAAACAUCUGCAGAUGCAGUUCAAGAUCCAUUGAAUCCUCAGUUGUUUGUUGUGAAUCUAAGAGGAAAGGAAAGUACAAAGUGUGAAUUAUUCUUCAGCCCUACAGAUGUAGCAUCCUAUGAUUUUAAUCUACCAGUCAAUGUUAAUGGGAAUACAUCACCAUCUCCUCCUCCAAGUUCUAUACCACCUGAUCCUUACGAUGAUAUGGCUACAGAUUCUUCUUCAGUACAAUUUCAGAGUCCUCCCACACCAUCUCACAGAGUGAAAGCUACAGGUUACCUGGGCAAUUAUGCGAUUGAAAUACCCAUGUUUAUUAACGAGGACAGAACCAUCCCUUACCGAGUAAUUUCUGUGAAUGGUAUCAUACAUACCCCCAAAAUGAUUAUUGAUCCCCCUUUUGUAAACCUGAACCCGGUUCCUCUAAAUAUGGAGACUUCAACAACAGUCCAAAUUACAUGUUUGAACUAUCUAAGUGACUGCAAGCUCCAAGUUGAAAUUCCAGAAGUGGAAACUGAAGAUAGGAACUGGUUAAAGCCCAUCUCUUGUCAGUUCCCUGAAGGCUCAACUUUGCUGUAUGAGAGUGGAACAAAGAAAAGCAUAACAUGCUGCAUCACCUUCUGUUCAUUCAUCCCAAUUUCGAUAUCCGUGGAUGUAAUAUUCAUUGAUCAGGAAAAGAAAAGGUUCAAGCUUCCAAUCUCUGCAUCUGCAGAUAAUUGUCUGUUGACUUUGUAUAGAUUCCUAGCUCUUCACCAAGCAGACCACCAAAUUGUCCUCAAAACUGGUCAACUAACAGGUUGUGGGCCCGGACUGUUAAGAAUUUUAAUUAAGGGUCUUUAUGAUGAUUUAAGUGCUACUAUAGUGGGUAGAGUGUACAGUUACAAAGGAUACACCAUGAAAAUGCUGGACCUGUUAAACAGUUUUAUAAACUUGAAAUAUGAUCUCUUUUUCGUAGAAACCACUGGAAGUGGAGAUUCCAAAGUAGAAAAGAGGAGUACAGAGGAUGAUUCUGAUGUUUCAGACAGAAAGAACAAUUUGAAAGACCUGAUGUUUUCUGAUGAAGAUGUAUUCUGCCAAAAGGUUCUAACUGCUGUACAGGUCUGGUUUAGUCUCUUUGGCUGGUCAAAUGGAAUGCAUCCUAUUUCUGUUCCAGAGUCACUGAGAAGCCCAAAACCCUGUGGUAAAGGAACAAAAACAAUUUAUGAUCUGUUAAACCAUUUGAGUGGCCAGCAAUUGCUUGGACUGACAGCAAGCCGGUCAUUGCCCAGUCAUCCUGUGGAAUGUAUAUUACAGUUGCAUUGGCAAUAUUCAACACUUCUUGUUUUCCUGAGAGCUCAAGGAGCUUGCCUUGCUCACGUGAAACCAGAGUUCUUAUUGGAACCUGAGCAGUUUAAGCAAUGGAAUCAAUUACAGCAUUGUUUACAGACCCCUGCAAGUGCUGACAUUUUUGACCUGGAUGAUAGCGUCUUUGAAUCAAUAAGCAAACGUUCAUGGUCUGAUAUGUUGCUGCAAAUUUACAAGGUUUUUGUUCUUUCUCGAUUGACGCUGAAGGAUAUCAAUAUAGUUGGAAGUCAAAGCUGCAUGGAAAACUUACCAAGAAUAAAUGCUGAUCCCCUUUCCAGCAAUAUAUAUUCCACUGGUGAGCGUGUCCUGCUGACAUGGCUCAACUUUCACUAUGAAUCCAUGAGAAAUGCAGUGUGGGCAGAUUGCAAGAAAGGUGCUGUCCCACCAACACGCUGGAUAAUUAAUUUUGAUUUAGAUUUAUUGGAUGGUUUGGUGCUGGCCGCUGUCCUGGCUGCUUAUUGCCCUGAUAUGAUUCUGACUCAUCUGGUGAAUAUGUACACCUCUCCAGCUACUCCUGAGCAAUGCCUGCAUAACAGCCUGAUAGUCCUCAAUGCAUUUAAUGCUAUUGGCCUUGAUUUUGACAUACAGGCCACAGACAUUUCGGAUCCAAAUCCUAUCAUGAUGCUUAUGCUGUGUGUUUACUUAUAUGAGCGCCUUCCCAGCUACCUUCCCAAGAUGACUGUUGAGUUUGUUGGUGAACUACAUGCUACCAUUGUUAAAAAAAUUCGAUUGCAAAAUCCAAUUGACAAACGCAUAGUUUAUUUUGCAACGAUAGUUGGAAAAGAUGCAGGAAAUUUCUCGUUGCCCAAUGGAAACAAAGUGUCAAUCCCACCAAGGAGUUAUGUUGAUAUAAAUGUGGAAUUCACAAGCCAGUUCCUGAACCCAGAACGAGCUCUACUAAUUUUUGUAUCGAGGUUAAAAAAAGGAAUAGUGUGCACAACAACAACAUUUUCACUAACAUCACAAAUAAAUGAUAUGAAUCCAACUGCCACUAUUAAAUGUGAAUCUCCAUGCUAUGAGCAGAAAAGCAUACAAUUGAAUAUUACCAACCCAUUGAAUGUAAAGGGAGACUUCAGGGUGAUUUUAAUGGAACACCGUGAAUCUCUUUUUAAGACUGAGGACUUCAAAUGCAUUGCAGCCUUGUUUGCCAAACUGAAGAUGCAAAGUCAAAAAACACAUGUAAAACUUGGUUACUUUGAUGCAAGUAGGUCUUUCCAUAUAAAUAGUUGUCUUUUCUGUAGUGACAUGCCUGGUGAAUUUGAAAAUGGAAAAGACAGCGAUUUUGAAAAUGGAAUGGAUAAUCAAAGUGUGAACCUGAAAGACCCUUUACGAGAUAAUUGGGUGCCAGAGUUCUUCACUAAAGUGAAGUCAUUGCACUUGGAAGCACAAGGUUCCUCAUUUAUGGAAGUUCUUUAUCUUCCCUUUCACACAGGGAAAUGCCAUUGUACCAUUUUCUUUGUCAGCGAGCAGGUCGGUGAAUUUGUGUACUGUCUCGAAGGAACCGGCGGUAUACCAUUACCCUCCACAGGACUGCAAGUGUUCAGUUCUAGUGCAAUACAGAAUCAUUGUAUUGCUUCAGGUGACAAGAAUGCAGCACGAGUCGUUCUAUACUACAAAUGUAAUAACGCCUGUACCUUUGAUCAAUUACUAAAAAUCCCAUUGAUAAAUGAAGCCAGAGAAAAAGCCCUGGUAAUUGUAGGACAACAGCAGAUGUCACAAAUAGAAUACAAGCGCAGAAAGAUUGCUGGGACAUUGGAAAGCAGUAGUGUCCGAGCUUCAGUUGCAGCUGUUGGCCUCAGCGACACUAAGGUAGGAACGUUGGUCGUGUCAUCUUAAACCAAUGUCAAAAGGUCAAAAUUUAUUGAUUACAGUGUGGAAGUGUCCAUGCCAAAGCAUUUUGAAAGUCCAAAUAAAUUAUCACUUCCUAUAGCCAGAGUACACAGGGUAAACUCCAAGUCGCAUUUGAUGUCUGGAAGUCUGAACUUGAGUAAAAUGGAUGAGGAAGAUUCAACUACUAUGCCAUUGAAAUUUGUAUCGAAAGGGCCAGGUCAUUACACUUGUCAGAUCUUAUUAAAGUCCCAAUAUGAUGUCCGUUUGUACAACAUCAUGUGUGUGGUAAAUCCUGAAGAGUACUUUGAGACUGAGUUGGAAAUUGCUGCUUCUACCCACCAAUCUGUCAUUAAAAACAUUCCUUUGCAAAAUGAGACCCAAGAAGACUGGACAAUUCAAGCUGUUCUGGAAGGGAAGGACUUCUUUGGCCCAUCAAUGCUUAAUAUACGAGCUUGUGAAAUGUCAAUGUACCCAUUAAUGUUCAAACCAGAUUUUGAGUGUGUGACUAGGGGUAAACUUGUCCUGGCAAACUUAACAGAUGGUACUGAGCGUAUCUUCAACCUCAAAGGGAUAGGCAAAACGCCAGCAGCAAUGGAUCAUAUUGUGGUAGACUGCCAAGUAAGACAGAUUACAAAGAAGGUCAUAAUGGUUCCCAAUUACACUCAAACCAAGUUAACAUGUAAGGUUGUAUCAGACUUGUUAAUCGUGAGUGGAGAACCAUCUGUUACCUUAAAAGCCAGACAAACUGUUCCCUAUGAGAUUAAUGUUUUACCCUGGAAGCAAGGAAAGUUUACAGGUAUAAUUUCAUUUGUGGCUGAAGAUGAAACUCUGCGACAGGACCAGCUGCCUGACUGCAGUAGCUCAGUGGAAAAGCCAGAUGGUGAACAGCCAGUAACGAAUGUGACAUCGAUGGCAUGUGAAACAACUGGGGAUACAAACUCUGCAACAGCAAAAAAGAGCAAAUUAUACAGAGUCUGGUUUUACUUGGAGAUUAAUACUAUCCCAGCUCCACCUGAGCAGCGGCUUUGUGUAACCUGUGCUGUACAGGAUUCCAUUGAUGUGAAGAUUCUGAUAAGAAAUCCUGUUAAUGAACCCUUGACACUCGAUGUUAUGCUGAAUGGAGGUGGAAUUACAGGAGACACCUGUUUGGUAAUUAAGCCAAAAGAAGUUGCUUCCUAUGUGGCUAGAUUCGCUCCAAGCAUUGUUGGUGAAAGUAUUGGAAGUGUUGCUUUCUACUCGGACCUCAUAGGAGAGUUUUGGUAUGAACUGGACCUUGUUGCAGAGAAGCCAACACCACAAACGCUUCCAGAGCUGCAGUGUGAGCUGGGGAAAUGGGCUCGUCAGUUCAUCCCUCUCAUUAAUUCUACUAUCGAAACUCUGAAAUUGGAAAUUGUUAACAGUAACCCAGCAAAUUUUUCAGUUGAAAUUGAUCCGAGAAAGCCUAUAAUUGUGAAUCCUCAAUCUACAACUGAAGUACCUGUUCAAUUCUUUCCUUCAUCACUGGGAAAAGGCAAUCAUUGCACAACGAUUAUCUUCAAGUGUCCUCAAUUACAAGAGUGGACCUUUCAUCUGUCAGGAAUAGGCUUGCUUCCCCUUCAGAUGGACCCCGUUAGUAUCAGUGCUUGUGUCAACUCUCAUGCAUCACUUAUCGUGCCUUUCAAGAACCCAACUGAUGAUCUUCUUUUGAUACAUGUGGUGCUGACAGAUGAUGAACAAAUCACACAACAUCAAAGUCCUUCAGAUCUGCUGCAAUCCAUUAACAAACAGGCUGUUUUCUGCAUCCCACUGAAACAAAGUAGAGAUAUAUUACUUCCGCCAAAAGGGAAAUUGGACAUUCCUUUGAUAUUUGCACCAGACGACAUGAGAUUGUAUGAGGGCCUGAUGGUUGUCCAAAUUAAGAAGCAGGAUGGAAGUACUUGGCCUUGUACUGUGCCAAAUGUAGCAGCUCAAGAAAUGAAAAGCUUUUGUAGAUCGGAAAGGGGUGAAAUUUCUGCAAUUCGAUGGCUGUAUCCGAUUUAUGGUAUCCCUGAAGCAUUGCCAGCAAAAUUGCCCCCUGCUGUGAUCCAGUGCCAAGCUAGACAAAGAACAGAAAAAGCAAUAGAAAUUAUACUGACUGGUGCCGUCCCUGGUUCUUCACAGACAGUAGCGAUGGAGACUGAAGCUAUGACUUCUUGUACUUGUGAUCAUGAGGAGAUUCAGGAAAACAAUAGACAAAACGUAGCAGAUGAAUUCUUUUAUGAAAUUCUGUAUGAGACAGAGAAGGCAAGAGUUCAAAUGGAGUCUACAGUUGCAAUAAGCUUUGUGAAAAAGGAAUGGGACACACAGACUGGCAUUGUCAUGUUGACCUUCAAUAUUGUUUUUGCACCUCCCAAACCAAUAAGCCAUCCAGCAAUGUUGAAGGUGCAAUCUGCAACAGGUGGAGUCUGGAAAUUCCCAUUACUGCUGACUGCCACUGAGCCACAGGUAGACGACGUCAUCAAUAUUGAAACAACAGGGCUGAAUAAAGAGUCUGUUGUUUGCUUUAGGCUUACAAGCCAGACAAGGGAUCCCGUACCAUUCACAGCACAUUUCCUACCGUGUAGUGAUCCAGAAUUUGAGGUAUCACCUCAGACUGGAGAAUUGCUUCCACUUGGCUCAGCUGGGACUCUAAUUACUGUUGGAUUCACUCCACGAAUGUACAGCAAGAAAUACAAAGCAAGACUGCUCAUCCAGACAGCAGAUAUGCAAUGGAUGUACGAGAUCAAUGGUUUGGAUCCGCAGUAUACUCCUCCCAACAUUCAACAUGGCAAAACCACCACAACAGGGUUCAGGCACUGUGUUCCAGUACGGCAACGCAACUUUAUUCGUGAAAACCUCAAGGUGACAGCAACUGCAGUGUCCUCUCCUCUGAAAAGUGCUCCUCUCGUCACAUUAAGCAAAACAAGUAGAGCAAAGUAAAUUUUAUUUACAUUUCAUUGGACUUUUAUUUGGUAAAUGUUUAAAUUUGAUAAGAAUACUGAUUGCUUUGUCCGUAUGUGCAAAUAAAGACUGAUAAUUUUUAAAUGAUUUAGAUGGAGAAAUUGCCAUA
Pristis pectinata (smalltooth sawfish) is the source of this 9196-nucleotide messenger RNA. Its product is annotated as cilia- and flagella-associated protein 47-like. Gene Ontology annotation, molecular function: protein binding. The transcript is spliced from 62 exons. Lineage: Eukaryota; Metazoa; Chordata; Chondrichthyes; Rhinopristiformes; Pristidae. The record is from RefSeq and is a predicted model, not a curated record.